This is a messenger RNA of Coffea arabica (coffee), 2039 nucleotides long. The record is from RefSeq and is a predicted model, not a curated record. Lineage: Eukaryota; Viridiplantae; Streptophyta; Magnoliopsida; Gentianales; Rubiaceae.
UUAUGUUAAGGAUAGCUUAUUCCAUGUCGGACGUGGCACCCAUUGAGGAGGCAGUGAGCGCAUUGUUGGAGUGGUUGGUUGAUCCACUGUUACCUUCAAAGCUAUAUGGAAAGGAUCCUCCAUCACUUGAUAAUCAGCAUUCUGUUGCUAGACAGAUGCAUGCUGUUGUGCUACUCUACAACUACUACCAUAGGAAGCAAGAUCCAGAGUUGUGCUUUUUGGAAUUUGUGCCAUUUUGCAAGUUGGCUUUAACUUUAAAGCCAACUCUAAUGCCUCAUAUGAAGUUUACACUUCAAACCGAUCCUGUUGGGUUGAAUGAUCUGGAAAACCAACUUUCAGUGACAGAGAAAGCAGUCAUGGAUGCCUGCAAUAUCUCAUUGUCUUUAGAUGCACUGAAAGACGUUCCAAGCAUAGAAGGAUGGCCGAUUUCAAAUGUUUCAGUGCUGUUGGUCGACUCAGAAAAGGAGAAUUGUGUGCUGCUAUUUGGUUCUGUUACUAAAGGUGUCUGGUCUGUUAUUGAAAAAUCUAUCAAUGACUUCAACAUAGAUUUGGAAAAUACAUCAGAGGGAAAAAGAAUAAGUCAAACAACGACAGGUGAACAACUCACAGAGUCAUACUUUGAGCAGCUUGCCUCGAUAGCUGUCAAGGAAGCUACAGGCAUUAGUCACUCUGAUCUCAUGGUUUUGGAGAGGCAUGUGGUGUAUUCUUUAAGUAAAGAAAAGACAGCUGCUUAUUUCUACAUUAUGCAAUGCACAAGUGGUGGAGACAUUCAAAUUCCUAUUAAAGAUACUAUUGAGAGUUUGCAGGGCCCCCUGUUUGAAUGGAUGUCUUAUAGCUGGAUGCCUACUGCAGUGGUUGAGCAUUAUAAUGUGCUUCCUUAUGCCAUGAUUCUGUCAAGAUGGUAUUCAAGGUACAAGGGGCAUCAUUCAUCUAGCGAUUUCUUUUCUUAUCUGGAGAAAAUUAUGUUGAAAAUAGAAAGCAUAUUUAGGAGCAGCCUUGUUCUUUCAACUGCACAAUUUCCAUUGAGCUUCUACCAACUAUUUGUAAUUGCUGAUUGCGGAUAUCAAAAGCUCAAAGUAUUUCCUUUUAGAGAUGAGGUGGAUUCGGCUGGUAGCCCAAAAUCAAAUAGAUGUAAUAGUAGAGAAGGAAAGGAUUCUGGAAUUGGCAUCAAUUGGACUCUCCCAUACGAUCUAUAUUGGACUCAAGGGGAAGAUUCUGCACCAGUUUGUCUUGAGCCAAAUGCCAGAAGUGUUGAAACUCAGCAGGCUACACUUGUAAUGAAAGGCAUAGCACUGGCAGAGACUGCUUUGGGUCAUUUAUUCAGUAAAAGAACAAAAAUGUGUCAUCAAGCUCGCCUCAUGCAUGAUGAGAUUGCAGCUUGUGAUCAAAACAUCCAGAAGAUCUUAGAGGGCAAUGAAGAUGCUUUGGCUCUUAUGUUAGAUGCUAUCAUGGAUGGUUGUAAUGAUGCAUGCUUCAAAGAUGGGUAUCAGCAUGAGAGUUAUCAACAUGGUGGCCAUUGUCGCUUAAAUCAACUCAGAACCACAAAGAGGAUAUCAGAUGCCAUCUUUAAUUUGCAGUCUCCUACUCAGGAUUUGAAUGAUAUAUGUGGUGUGAAUGGCUGGAUAGUCAAUUAUUCUGUGACAGCACCAGAAGGUGGAUUUUUAGCUAAGGUAACUGUAGAAGGCAUGGAUUUUGAUUCUUCCUGUCUUAGUGAAUUGGUUUCUACUCCUGAAGAAGCUACAGAUUCAGCUGCUGCUCUGAUGAUUGCACAACUACGAGCAAUGGCAGGCCGCACCUAAUAGCUGUUUCAUCAUAGUGUAAUGGUUAUCAAGUUUUACAUGUCUCUAUCCUAGAUAACUAUUUUAUAUAGGCUUUGGUGCUUCUGAGCUGUCCAAAUUUAGAAUAUCAAAUUUCUCUGUGAAAUUCUGUCCUGUGCAAAACAUUAGACUUCAGGUGUCUUGUUGCUGUGACUAAAUAACCUAUGGUUGUAGGGUAAUCACUAAUCAUUCUAUCAUUUUAUCAAAUCUGACUUAAACGCA